This is a messenger RNA of Leptonychotes weddellii (Weddell seal), 2282 nucleotides long. It is a transcript of the gene BPGM, whose product is annotated as bisphosphoglycerate mutase. Gene Ontology annotation, biological process: glycolytic process. NCBI's taxonomy places the organism in Eukaryota, Metazoa, Chordata, Mammalia, Carnivora, Phocidae. Gene Ontology annotation, molecular function: intramolecular phosphotransferase activity. The record is from RefSeq and is a predicted model, not a curated record.
UCGGGCUCCAGAGCUAGAAAAGAGCGUCGAUGCCGGCGGCAGCGAUGAGUUGUAGGAGGAGCUGGGUGCUUGGCGUUGCUGAGGAGCGGCUGCUGCUACUGCUGCUGCUGGUGGCCUCUUUACAGAUGUAUUGCUGUCAUUGAAUAUUGGCCCAUUUGAAAGUGCUAGGGAAGCUCAAUCAUCAGGAUGUCCAAGUACAAACUGAUUAUGUUAAGACAUGGAGAGGGCGCUUGGAAUAAAGAGAAUCGUUUUUGUAGCUGGGUGGAUCAGAAACUUAACAGUGAAGGAAUGGAGGAAGCUCGGAACUGUGGAAAGCAACUCAAAGCACUAAACUUGGAGUUUGAUCUCGUAUUCACAUCCAUCCUGAAUCGGUCCAUCCACACAGCCUGGCUGAUCCUGGAAGAGCUGGGCCAGGAGUGGGUUCCGGUGGAAAGCUCCUGGCGUCUAAAUGAGCGUCACUAUGGAGCUUUGAUCGGUCUCAACAGGGAGCAGAUGGCUUUGAAUCACGGUGAAGAACAAGUGAGGCUCUGGAGAAGAAGCUACAAUGUGACCCCACCACCCAUUGAGGAAUCUCACCCUUUCUACCAUGAAAUCUACAAUGACCGGAGGUAUAAAGUGUGCGACGUACCUGUGGAUCAGCUGCCCCGAUCUGAAAGCUUAAAGGAUGUUCUGGAGAGACUCCUUCCCUUUUGGAACGAAAGGAUUGCUCCUGAAGUAUUAAGUGGCAAAACCGUUCUGAUAUCCGCUCAUGGAAAUAGCAGUAGGGCUCUCCUGAAGCAUCUGGAAGGUAUCUCCGAUGAAGACAUUAUCAACAUUACUCUUCCCACUGGAGUCCCCAUUCUCCUGGAACUGGAUGAGAACCUGCAUGCUGUUGGGCCCCACCAGUUCCUGGGCGACCAAGAAGCUAUCCAAGCCGCCAUUAAGAAAAUAGAUGAUCAAGGAAAAGUGAAAAAACAAGCUGAAAAAUGAAGGCUUUCCCAUUUGCUGGCUAGGAAUAGCUGAAAAAAAAGUGGCAUGCAGUGUUCUAUGGGUGCUGAUCUCUCUCUUUCUUUUUUUUUUUUCCCCCCUGAUUUUUCCAGAACUGGGCUAUGGGGUAGAGUUUAUAUAGGUAAUUAGGGAACUUAUGUUGCCCAGGUAAAGGCUUUAGGAUGCCUGAGGACUUUGUCAUGUCUUAUGAAUGAACUCUCCUGCUUGUCCUGUUUGAAUUAGUCAUUUGUGGGGCUAAUUAGUAACAGUGGUGGUUAAUCAAUGUCCUAAAUAUCUAAGGAGAGUAACAAGUAGAGGUGAAGUUUAAGGUAUUUGUCAUUCAAUAAAUCAUUAUUGAGUCACUGUGGACAGGCACUACUUAUUCUAAUAAGUAGUUCACUUUUAUAUUUACUAAGACUUUCUGGGAUGAUAGUAAGCUAUCUUAGAUAAUAUACUCUAAUUAAGUAUUUAUUACUAGGCUUCUCCUCUAGGCAAAGGGAUGCUUUGCCAGUUAAAACCAGAGGCCCAUUAAAUGGGGGAAAUCAUAGAUGGGUUUCUCCAAGAAAGCCACCAACAAACAGUAAGGCCCUUUGCCUUGUCUCUAGUCCAGAGACGUCCUUUCUUUGACAUUUGGUAGGAAUGCCCUUUGGCUGCUAAAAUUAGCAGCAUAGAGACAGCCCUAGCUGUUGGUGUUCUCCUUUUGUUUUGUUCUGUUGAACUUCAAUCUUUGGGUACUUAAAAUUGGUUUAAAAAUAAAGGUCUGUGACCGAAAAAUGAAUAUCCCCAAAGCAUCUCCAUGUAAGUGCUAAACAUUAGGUAAAGGCUUCUGAACUAGUCUUUGGCUCCGAAUCUUCCUGUAACACUCGAAAAGUUGCAUGGACACUCCCGAUUCUCUAUAAAUUGAACAUCGGGGUUGGGGGGAAGGUAGAAUAUAGUGCAUGUAAUUUUAUUCACGUGAGCAGGGAAAACAUGGUACGUUGGGGCUUGUCAUAUACAUGUAUUGUUCAUCCGCUGAGAGCAAAUGAUUAUAGUACAUACUGUAGAGCAGCAUGGGUAGGCCAUGGGCAGACAUGAUUACUUCUCAGUCUCAGUGACAGUUUUCCAGAUCGUAUUUUUAAAUGUCAUGGGUACGUAAGUCCUCAUUUCUUUAAACUCUUGCCUUAUUUCAAGGCAGGUGACCUGUAGUUCAGUGAUAAAGUCAUGGGGAAAAAAUUGUAGCUAUUUAUCAGUUUUUCAUGGUUUUUCCAUUGGCAGAUUAAUCUGUUUGUAUCCAUUUGAUGAUAAAUGGCAAUAGAAGAAGACUAAUUUAAACCCUU